AUGGCAGGCGAGGAUCCUAGAGGAGCCAGCAGUGCAGCCGCCAGCAACAGCACACCUACCACUCUAGCCGUCGCCUCUCCCUCUUAUCCCGUAGUCGCCCCUCCCUCCUACCCUGCCGUCGCAAUUCCCUCCCAUCCCGCCGCCACCCCUCACCCCGUCAUCGCCUCUCACUCCCACCCCCCUGUCGCCUCUCCCUCACUCCCCGCCAUCUCCACUACCUCCCACCCCGCCGUCGCCAGUCCCUCUUAUCCCGCCGCCGUCUCUUCUCCCAUCCGGCCGCCGCCUCUCCCUCCUCCCCGCCGUCGCCUCUCCCUCCUCCCCGCCGUCGCCUCUCCCUCCUCCCCGCCGUCGCGUCUCCCUCCUCCCCGCCGUCGCGUCUCCCUCCUCCCCGCCGUCGCCUCUCCUUUCCUCCCCGCCGUCGCUUCUCCCUCCUCCCCGCCGUCGCUUCUCCCUCCUCCCCGCCGUCGCCUCUCCCUCCUCCCCGCCGUCGCUUCUCCCUCCUCCCCGCCGUCGCCUCUCCCUCCUCCCCGCCGUCGCCUCUCCCUCCUCCGCGCCGUCGCCUCCUUCUCUCCUCGUCGUCGACUCUUUUCCCCUCCCCGCCGUCGCCUCUCCCUCCUCCCCGCCGUCGCCUCCGGCGGCAGAUUGGUCUCCUCUCGCAUUGCACUUUCAUUUGAAGAAGGGGAGAGACGGAGCGCGAGGGAGAGCAUGUACACGGGAGCGAACACGCAGGAAAGCGCGCGUGAGAGUGCGCGUGAGAGAGCGCACGAGAGAGCGCACGAGAGAGCACGUGAGGGAGCGCGUGAGAGAGCGCGUGCGAGUGAGAGUGCUCCUGAGAGUGCGCGUGAUAGAGCGCGUGAGAGAGCGCAUGCGCGUAAUGGAGCGCGUGCGCGUGAGAGAGCGCGUGCGCGUAAUGGAGCACGUGCGCGUGAGAGAGCGCGUGCGCGUGAGAGUGCGCGCGCGCGUGAGAGAGCUCGUGAGAGUGCGCGUGAGAGAGCGCGUGAGAGUGCGCGUGAGGGAGCGCGUGAGAGUGCGAGUGAGAGUGCGAGUGAGAGUGCACGUGAGAGUGCACGUGAGAGUGCACGUGAUAGUGCACGUGAGAGUGCAAGUGAGAGUGCGCUUGAGUGA
Molecule: messenger RNA, 1125 nt
Organism: Closterium sp. Naga37s-1
Lineage: Eukaryota; Viridiplantae; Streptophyta; Zygnematophyceae; Desmidiales; Closteriaceae
Source: the annotation of a GenBank genome assembly